This is a messenger RNA of Penicillium nucicola, 381 nucleotides long. RefSeq lists its product as uncharacterized. The coding region runs from base 1 to 381 and encodes 126 amino acids. The transcript has 2 exons. The record is from RefSeq and is a predicted model, not a curated record. Lineage: Eukaryota; Fungi; Ascomycota; Eurotiomycetes; Eurotiales; Aspergillaceae.
AUGGGCAACGUGCCAGGCGUGAAGGAAGUGGAUGGCAAGCUUGUCGCUACAGCCCGAGAUAUUGAACCACCCACCGGAUGGACUACUGAUUUUGAAACGCUCGGUGGGGAGGAGGUGUGGGGAAGUCGGGGCACAAUCUACGGAGUGCUCGGAAUGGCGGGCAUCAACGCCGUAGCAAAGCCCCUUUACGUGCCAGAGCCGUAUACUGGUGCGAGUAUCGUGAUUAUGGAAGCGGGCUCGCCGGCAACCUUCUACCUCUACAACCCUCUCGAUGAUUCCCUAUUUCAAAUCACCGAGCCUAGUGACUUGGCCAAGAUCGUGGAACAGAUCGACGACGAGGAUAAAGGAAUCAAAAGCCUGGAAACCCAGCAAAUACUAUAG